AUGAGCCUCAGUCGAGACUUCCAGUUUGACCCCUUCCCAGAGGAGGGCCAAAAUUUAGACAGUCAAGAUGCUUCUCUGCCUGAUGUUGGCUGGUCCAAUACCGUUAAAUUCCUUACCGCCAUGGGAGGUCCAAUGCCCGACCUUCCUUCUCCGGCCAAGGUUCGACGACAGGCUGGAGAAUACUCGACCAAGAUCUAUGCAAGUCACCAUCUCCUAAAGCAAAUUCUGGAGAGGCAUGAGUCCAAGAUUCAGAAAAGGUGGACCAAGAAGACUCGGCAGCAGAGACUUCAAAUUCUCCUCAAAGCGUGGCCGGCAAUGCCUGCCUCUCAUCGUCCUGAUUUCGAGGCCUUUCGCAGAGAAUCAAAGCAAGUACGAGAGAGAGGCUCAAAAUAUAAGGACCACUACAUGUGGCCCUACGUCAACCAGGAGGACUUAUCACAUCCUAAGCUUAUGCUCUUGCUGCUGAAUGCUAGAGGCCGUCAUCCACCUCCGGCCUUUGCGGCGGCUGAUAACGACGCAAUGCAUCUAGGCAAAGUGACAAAGGCACUAGUUCCUAUCUUCCUUAACCUUCACACGAUGGUAUUGCAUGGUGCCACCACGCCUGAGGAAUAUGGAAAGCUUCUUGAUUGGGAUUCGCACCCGGAUGCCUUUGACUGGAUGCACACACGCAAACAAUUUCUCCCUGGGGAGGGCCUUCUUAUUCUCGAGGCACAGGCUCGCUUGAUGCCCUUCCUCGUUAACUUUUGUCACGAAGUCCUCCACGACAUCUCCGCCGACGACAUCGCCAAUAGCGCGUAUGGCAUCCAGCCUGAGCCAUUUCUGAAGACGGACAGCGACGCUUCCGGCUUCGUAUCAUUGACAACAAUGGCGGCGGAAGCGCCUUACAGGCUACCGGUAAGACUUGAUCUCGAACGACUCACGUCUCUUCUCCAAGCCCAGAUUUCAGCAGCAGAAGAUCACGUGUGGGCACUUCGUGAGGAUCUUGCCUAUUUUGCUGACCAUUUCUGCGAGAUCAAAGAUCACCGACAAGAAAUGUUGCCUGAUACCAGGGGACUUCCACAUCCUGCAACCCACAGGCUGCGGGAGAAUAGUCUAUGGGCCCGGGUAACCUUUGGUAUGCUUUCAGAUGCUUAUGCGAAUCUGGAGUCCCUCACUGAGCUUCAUCGGCAAGUCAAAAACCUGAGCAUGCUACAGCAGAAGCUUCACAAGGAAAUACUACCCAACAAGGACUUACCGAAGGAGUACUUUGUUCCACUACUCCGCUUCAAGUACUUCUUGGAGCAAACGGCAAAGGGGCCCUUGAACAAGCUUAAAGUAGCUGUUCCAGCAUCUCCACCAAUGCGGAAAUUCUUCGUCCGUGAGCCGCCUGUUGAUUCUGACUCGACAAAGAUAUUCGUAAGGAGGCGCCCGGGAUUCAAAAUGGAAAAAGUAGAACAGCAAUUGAUUUGGUUGUUACGAACACUGUGGGAAGAUGAUUAUACCCUCUUUCUCGUUCGCGUGCCUAACGUCGUCGAUGAGUUAGAGCGACUGCUACAGGCGGAGCCUAAGGCGGACGCCCGCAUAUCGGCCCACGUAGCCAAGAUAAUCGGUGACCUAGCCAUUGUCACACAGAGUCUCAAGCAACUCGAGCUCUAUCAGCCAUGGGCUCAACAGUUCGAGAUGGCUUCGGCUGAUCACGUGGAAGAUUUCAAAGAGCAGUACACCGCGUUACAGAAACCCGUGGCACAGCUUCACGCUGGAUUCUUACAGAAGGGCCUGGAUAACGCCGCUAGACUCGCGGAGCCUUCAGGUGGCAAAUUUACUUACCCAUAUAGCAAACGUCGGACAAAAGAGACGGUAGACGCUUUGCGACAGGCCGAGUCGAAUUUGGAUAUGUUCUGGGCCAAGGUUGACGACGUAACAAAAGCUAGAGUCACAAAUUUUGAAGAUACAGCUCUUUUUCGCCUUCUUUCUCAACCGCGCAUCUUGAGAAGGACCGCAGAAUGGGUUGAACCUACAAAAGCAAAAGAAAAAACUGAGCCUGCCCUGGACCAAGAUCUUUGGGCCCUUAACCGUCCACUUUCAAAUCUGUUCCUGGACCAACCUGCACAAAUGCCUCAGAGAUUCAAUGCCCAUGACUUUCAGUCCAAGGUCAAGACCAAGGGUGACCCUUCUAGAAUGCCCAACAACAACGAUAACGUGGAACCAUCUGAUGCCACAAAACCCGAGAUUCUCGACGCUCAGCCAAUAUUCUUCGUCGACGCUCGAGCAUUGAAGGUGUUUCGCACUUUGUUCUUCAACCCCGAGGUAACAUCGACGCCUGGCUCCAUUCCAUGGGGCGACUUCCUCCAUGCAAUGGCCUCUACAGGUUUCAAGAUCGAGAAGCUCUAUGGCUCUGUCUGGCAGUUUUCGCCUACUAUUUUAGGCAUUGAGCGAGGGAUUCACUUCCAUGAGCCCCACCCAAAAGGCAAGAUUCCUUUCGAAGUCGCUCGACGGCACGGACGAAGAUUGACACGGGCUUAUGGCUGGUUCGGGGGCAUGUUUGUACUCAAGGAGAAACAAUAA
Messenger RNA from Fusarium proliferatum ET1, 2544 nucleotides. RefSeq lists its product as uncharacterized. Lineage: Eukaryota; Fungi; Ascomycota; Sordariomycetes; Hypocreales; Nectriaceae. The coding region runs from base 1 to 2544 and encodes 847 amino acids. The transcript has a single exon. The record is from RefSeq and is a predicted model, not a curated record.